Molecule: messenger RNA, 1095 nt
Organism: Mucor velutinosus
Lineage: Eukaryota; Fungi; Mucoromycota; Mucoromycetes; Mucorales; Mucoraceae
Exons: 7
Coding region: 1-1095 (364 amino acids)
Biological process (GO): protein folding; protein peptidyl-prolyl isomerization
Molecular function (GO): protein binding; peptidyl-prolyl cis-trans isomerase activity
Source: RefSeq, a predicted model, not a curated record
AUGCCCAAUCCUCGCGUUUUCUUUGAUGUUUCAAUUGGCGGAAAGCCAGAGGGACGUAUUGUCUUUGAACUGUUCAAGGACGUCGUCCCUAAAACUGCUGAAAACUUCCGUGCUCUCUGUACUGGCGAGAAGGGUGUAGGCAAAAGUGGUAAGCCCUUGUGCUAUAAGGGUAGCAUUUUCCACCGCAUCAUCAAGAAUUUCAUGAUACAAGGUGGUGAUUUCACUGCUGGCAACGGUACUGGUGGUGAAUCUAUUUAUGGUGAAAAAUUUGAAGAUGAAAACUUUGACUUGAAGCAUGAUAAGCCAUUCUUGUUGUCCAUGGCUAAUGCCGGCCCCGCCACCAAUGGCUCUCAAUUCUUCAUCACGACUGUCCCAACCCCUCAUUUAGACGGAAAACAUGUCGUCUUUGGUAAGGUUUUGAAGGGCAAGGCUGUUGUCCGUAACUUGGAAUUCUUGGAAGUCAGCAAUGACAAGCCAUUGAAGGAUGCUGUCAUUACCAACUGUGGCGAAUUGGCCGAAGGCGAAGAUGACGGCAUCGUGGUCAACGAUGAUGGUGAUAACUAUGAGGAAUUCCCUGACGAUCACGAAGGUCCCAAAGAGCUUGCUGAUAUUGUUGAAAUUGCUGGCAAGCUUAAGGAUAUUGGUAACGGUUAUUUCAAGAAGGGUGAUUAUGAGAAUGCUGCCAGAAAAUACCUCAAGGCUAUUCGCUAUUUGAACUUUAAGCCUGCUUUUGAUGAAGAGGAUCCUGAGGAUCUUCGUGUCAAGUAUGCUGGUGUCAAGAUCCCUUGUUUCCUCAACAGAGCUAUGUGUGAUCUCAAGUUGGGUGAUUUCAGCGACUGUUUGAAGGUUACUACUAUGGUUUUGGAAUAUGACGCCAAGUACUUGAAGAAGACUGAUAUCACCAAGGCCCAUUUCCGUCGCGGCAUGGCCAAGGCUGGCAGCAAGGAUUUGGAAGGCGCUAUUGAAGAUUUUGAGAAGGCCAACGAAUUGGACCCUGAAGAUGGCGGCAUCAAGAAAGAACUCGCCAACACCAAGGCUAAAUUGGUUGCUAAAAAGCAAAAAGAGAAGAGCGCCUACGCUAAAUUAUUUUCUUAG